Molecule: messenger RNA, 503 nt
Organism: Lontra canadensis (Northern American river otter)
Lineage: Eukaryota; Metazoa; Chordata; Mammalia; Carnivora; Mustelidae
Gene: SMIM11
Product: small integral membrane protein 11A
Exons: 4
Coding region: 109-285 (58 amino acids)
Source: RefSeq, a predicted model, not a curated record
CUGGAACCUACGCGGCCUGGAGCUUACAGCAAGACCUGCCCUUCGAGCUCCUCUCCUCAUGUGCUUGUCUGAGGGGGCCUGCAUUGACCCAGAGUGAAUCCACCCAACAUGAACUGGAAGGUUCUGGAACACGUGCCCCUGCUACUGUAUAUCUUGGCAGCCAAAACCUUAAUUCUCUGCCUGGCAUUUGCUGGAGUCAAAAUAUACCAGAGGAAAAGGUUGGAAGCAAAACAGCAACAACUGGAAGCUGAGAAAAAGAAGCAGUUGGAGAAGAAGGAGAACUAAAGGGAAGUCAGAGAAUUUGCGUUUACAUGUCAGCCUGAGUGGAUUCUGGCUGAGAAGAAAGAGGAGACAAUUACAGCAUGAUGUGUCGGAGGAUAAACUCCCAACCUGUAGGGUUAACUUAAAAUUAUAUGAACUUUUGGGGCACCUGGGUGGCUCAGUGGGUUAAGCCUCUGCCUUCAGCUCAGGUCAUGGUCUCAGGGUCCUGGGAUCGAGCCCCG